AUGGCGACCGUCGUUCCUCCCCCUUCCAAGAAGCAGAAGCUUGCAGCGAUUGUUAAAUCCCGCGACCAGGUAGAGCUCCCGGCCCCAGCACCCGAAGGAACGCAGCGCAUACAAUUCCGCGACGCAGAUACAGGCGAACCUCAAGGACCUGUCGUCUCAGUCCAACUCGCGGAUCUUUCGCCCAAGAACCUCUCUCUAUUACUCAACAGUCUUUUGGGUAAAGCCGAUCCCGCCGACCGCCUCCCAUACCGCUUCUACAACCCAUUCGGCGACGAUGGCGGCGAGUUUGAUCAAGCCGAAAUCAUCAAGCGAUAUGUGGAUGGCACUACAUCAACUGAGUUGCAGCUCGACWUCCCCUGCCGUGCGGAGGCUGUGUUCAAGGUGAAGCCUGUAACGCGCUGUGCUGCAAGCAUAUCGGGUCACGGCGAAUCGAUUUUGACAGCAGCUUUCUCGCCUGCCACCUCUUCAAAAUUGGCGACGGGAUCUGGUGACAAGACUGCCCGUAUCUGGGAUUGUGAGACGGGUACACCACAACACACUCUCAAGGGUCAUACUGGCUGGGUUUUGGCCGUAGCAUGGUCACCGGAUGAAUCAUUACUUGCCACUGGCAGCAUGGACUCAACUCUUCGCCUCUGGAACCCAAUCAAGGGCGAAUGUCUGGGAGGGCCUCUGAAAGGACAUACAAAGUGGAUCACGAGCAUAAGCUGGGAGCCAUAUCACGCCCAACAACCUGGCCGACCACGCCUCGCAUCCGCCUCCAAAGACUUCACAAUCCGCAUCUGGGACGCAAUAAGCAGAAAUACAGAUAUGGCGCUUACCGGGCACAAAGAAUGCGUGACUUGCGUCAAAUGGGGUGGUAGCGGUCACAUCUACUCUGCUUCUCGUGACCGGACCGUCAAAGUCUGGGACGCCGUCAAGGGAACUCUGAUACACAACCUCACACAACACGCACAUUGGGUCAAUCACCUCGCAAUUUCCACAGAAUUCGUCCUUCGAACCGGCUACUUCGACCACAAAGGCAAGAAAGCCGCACCAACAGAUCCAGAAGAACGCCGAACAAAAGCCAAAUCCCGCUACGAUGCUGCGUUACUCGCAACAGGAGGCGCAGAGCGACUAGUCACCGCUUCAGAUGAUUGCACAAUGUAUCUCUGGUCUCCCUCACAAUCCACAAAGCCUCUUCAACGUAUGAUUGGUCAUCAGAAACAGAUCAAUCAUGUCACGUUCUCCGGCGAUGGUGUCCUGAUUGCCUCCGCGGGAUUCGACAACCAUGUCAAACUCUGGCAGGCCAAGGAUGGGAAGUUCUUGCAUACUUUGAGAGGACAUGUGGGUCCUGUCUAUCAGUGUGCAUUUAGUCCUGAUAGCAGAUUGCUGGUGUCCGCAAGCAAAGACACGACGUUGAAGGCUUGGGAUGUGCGAAAGGGAGCGCUGGCGGAGAACUUGCCUGGACAUCAGGAUGAAGUCUUCGCGGUGGAUUGGAGUCCUGAUGGCGAGAGAGUCGGAAGUGGUGGGCAAGAUAAGGCUGUGAGGAUUUGGCGUCAUUGA
Molecule: messenger RNA, 1542 nt
Organism: Ramularia collo-cygni
Lineage: Eukaryota; Fungi; Ascomycota; Dothideomycetes; Mycosphaerellales; Mycosphaerellaceae
Product: probable notchless-like WD40 repeat-containing protein
Exons: 1
Coding region: 1-1542 (513 amino acids)
Biological process (GO): ribosomal large subunit assembly
Cellular component (GO): nucleolus
Molecular function (GO): protein binding
Source: RefSeq, a predicted model, not a curated record